AUGGACGAUGAUGAACUGGUCCAAACCCUCGAGUCACUUAACCUGAAACCUACCAAUGUUGAGAAAGGUAGAUUCGGUGAAUCUUAUUUUACAGACAAAUCAACUGGAGAAAAAUAUAUAACUCCAACCAAAAGACCAGAUGGGACAUUUAGAAAGGAAAUUAAAAUAAGACCAGGCUAUGUUCCACCGGAGGAACGGCAACUUUAUGUUCCAUUACACAGAAGAACCCAAACUAAUCAAAAUUUGACAAGUGAAAAUAGUUUAAAUUUUAAUAAAUCUAAUGAAAAAUCGACUAAUAAAGAACUACCAAACAAAACAGAACCUAAGAAUGAAAAUAACUCAUCAAUUGGACGGCCUAAACAGCGAACUGUAACUUCUGGAUUGAAAAACAACUUAAAACUACCAAAACAAACCAAGCAUAAUAGUAACAAUAAGCCUCCACCUAAUAAUACUUCAAAACCAAAAUGUGAUAAAACGACUUCUGAAACAAAUAAAAAUAGUCGAAAAAACAAUAAUAAUGAAUCUUCUGAUAAGAGGAAUAUAAAAAAUGGCUAA
This is a messenger RNA of Theileria annulata, 555 nucleotides long. RefSeq lists its product as uncharacterized. The record is from RefSeq and is a predicted model, not a curated record. Bases 1 to 555 code for a protein of 184 amino acids. Gene Ontology annotation, cellular component: exon-exon junction complex; cytoplasm. Lineage: Eukaryota; Apicomplexa; Aconoidasida; Piroplasmida; Theileriidae. Gene Ontology annotation, molecular function: RNA binding. Gene Ontology annotation, biological process: exon-exon junction complex disassembly. The transcript is spliced from 2 exons.